This is a messenger RNA of Penicillium cataractarum, 1440 nucleotides long. RefSeq names its product glycine decarboxylase subunit T. Bases 1 to 1440 code for a protein of 479 amino acids. The record is from RefSeq and is a predicted model, not a curated record. Gene Ontology annotation, biological process: glycine catabolic process. Gene Ontology annotation, cellular component: mitochondrion. Lineage: Eukaryota; Fungi; Ascomycota; Eurotiomycetes; Eurotiales; Aspergillaceae. Gene Ontology annotation, molecular function: aminomethyltransferase activity; protein binding. The transcript has 2 exons.
AUGUCUAGCGUUCGCUCUCUCAAGAAAAGUGUCGACCUCGUCGCCGUGAGGGCUGCUGCCUUCAACGCACCCCGCGCCUCUGUCGGCUCCACAGUUCUGCGGAGGGAGCUCUCCUCCGCGGUGCGGGCAGCUCCCCGCAAGCCGGCUGCUAGAAUCUCCUCGCGGGUUGCAAUUCCCCAGGUGAAGAACCAGGUUGCUCGUUAUGCUUCUAGCUCUGGUGAGUCUCUGGCUAAGACUCAAUUGUAUGAGCUGCAUGAGGCUCAUGGCGCCAAGAUGGUGCCUUUUGCCGGUUACUCUAUGCCGCUGCAAUAUGCGGACUUGAGCCAUGUCGAGAGCCAUGCCUGGACUCGUGAGAAGGCUAGUUUGUUCGAUGUUAGCCACAUGGUUCAGCACCACCUGAGCGGCCCCGGUGCCCUCCCGCUGCUGAUGAAGAUCACUCCCUCGCCGCUCGACAAGCUCGCCCCGAACACUUCCACCCUUUCUUGCCUCCUGGAACAGGAGACUGGCGGCAUCAUUGACGACACCGUCAUCACCCGCCGUGGCGAGGAUACCUUCUACUUCGUCACCAACGCCGGUCGCCGCGCUGAGGACUUGGAGUUCUUGCAGUCCGAGAUCGAGGCCUACCGCUCCCAGCACGGUGCGGAUAGCAUCAAGUGGGAUAUCCUCGAGGACCGCGCUCUGGUCGCCUUGCAGGGUCCCCUCGCUCCCAGCGCCCUCCAGCCCCUCAUCAACACCUCUGCCUCCACCGCCGAAACCGACUUGAGCACCCUGUACUUCGGCCAGUGCCGCGAGCUGUACAUUACUUUGGCCGACGGCUCGGUCUCUCCUUCGCCUCUGCUUAUCUCCCGUACUGGCUACACUGGUGAGGAUGGUUUCGAGAUCUCUAUCCCCACCUCCGGUGCCGCAGACCUCCCCCAGCAGGUCGUCAACCUUCUCCUCAAGGACAGUAACACCGUCCGUCUCGCCGGUCUGGCUGCCCGUGACUCCCUCCGCCUCGAGGCUGGCAUGUGCCUCUACGGCCACGACAUCUCCACUGCCCAGACUCCCCCCGAUGCCGCUCUUGGUUGGGUCGUCGGUCGUGACCGCCGUGACGCGGCUACUGCCACUUUCAACGGUGCCUCCGUCAUCCUCUCCCAACUCGCCAGCCCCAAGACUCUCAAGCAGCGCCGUGUCGGUCUGACCGUUGAGAAGGGUUCCCCCGCUCGCGAGGGUGCCGUCGUUGUCGACCUUGCCGACCCCGCCAACCCGGUCGAGGUCGGCGUCGUCACCUCCGGUCUGCCCAGCCCCACGCUUGGCGGAGCCAACAUCGCCAUGGCCUAUGUCAAGAAUGGUCUGCACAAGAAGGGCACCGAGCUCGGCGUUAAGGUCCGGAAUAAGGUGCGCAAGGCUACCGUUGUGGGUAUGCCGUGGAUCGAGAGCAAGUUCCACCGCCCGUCUUAG